ACAUAAAAUGGGAAAUGGAAAAUUUAAUAUUGUGUACAAAUUCCAAACAAAUGUAUAACAGAAUCAAAACUACAUUAUAUAUCUAAAAUAACACAUGAAGCAAAAUGAAUUCUGUUUUGUCCUCAAAUCCUUAUAUGUAUGUACAAUACAGCAGAGAGAUUCAAAACAGUGUUAUAUUAUUUGAAAAAAUAAUUACUUUAUUGAUACACAUGUGGGUUGAAAGAGUGUAUGUUAAUAGCGAUAAUUAUAUACCAUAACUAGUUAUACAAAUGACAAAAUCUUACUGGUUUAUAUCUGAAAUGAUUUGACCAAAUAUUACAUAGGAUAAUAAUAGGCAAGGAUGAUUAUCUUACUUAUUAUCCAUCCUGUGAUUUUUGCAUUGCUUGUAUUAUGGUAUUUUAAAUAUCUAUGUCUACUAUUUUAAUUUCCCCUUAAAAGAAGGGCAUUCAAGAUAAAAAAUAGAACGUUGCUAAGGCGAAAACAUAUCAUGUUAUUAAAUCAUUGUAAAAAUUUAUUUUAUAGUCUUUAGAAAUUGACGUUUUCUUUUUAUUUAUGAAAGAGAGGUGAUAUUUUCUCCACAGAUUUUGAAAUUUUUAUUAAUAUUUUUAAUUCUUUAAAAUUUCUGUUGAUAUUCUAAGUGAGAUAAUCAACCACGCGUUUUCUUGUGGACAUCUACGAUGUCCGAUAUUCUAGAAGAUGUCGAAAUUGUAUUUAUUAGUUAAAAAUACAUUGACUAUCUUGUAAAUUAUUUUAUAAUAAUGGAGCUUAGCUGAGUCUUGUGAGGACAAUGAUGCUAGACGCUUAUUUGCUCCAAAGAAAAGUAAAUAGGGAAUUAUGGAACGAUUAUUGAUAAAAAAAAUUUAAUAUAAAACUAAGUGCGAUUGUGUAAAAGAGAUAUUAAUGAAUAAUUAGAGACGUUUGGAAGUUUCGAGUACCUUAAUUACAGUCCUUUUUGUUACAGCAACAGUAAUUGAUUAUAUAUGGACUUGUUAAAAUGAAUCAUGUUAGAAUGGUUCUUUUUUACAAAUCCACAAAUUUAAUUGUGUGCAGUGUGCUUCACCAAAGCAAGAUCAUGUUUCUGCACACUGUUGUGAUAGCUUUAACAAUUAUGCAGUUUAAUUUUGUGCAAAAAUUUCAGCAAUAAACUGCGAUAUGAUUCGAAAUAUCCACAAUAUACCAAAUCUAUCGAUAGUAAAUUUUGUAAGGCAUUUGCUGCAGACUUUAUCAGUGGAGAAGUUACAGAAUUGAUGCGUCAUGUUCAACGAUCAUACACGAGUAUUCUAUGUAUAUGAUCAUGUGCGGCCGUGUCACGUCCAUUGGGACCUGUUAACAAAAAAUCGAGCAUAAUGCAGACACAGUAUUCCAUGCCAAUCUGUUACAACAUGCUAAUGGAAUCGUUGGCGUACGCAAUGACCGUUGAUAUUUUGUAAUUAAAUGAGAAUAGAAUUCAAGCUGAAGAUAAAAUUCUCCGAUUAAAAUUCGUGAAAACAUUGUACGACUUAAAAACAAAAAAAAAGGAAUAGAACUAUAAUUUCUCUUAGAUCGGUUAUCGGUAUUCUUAUUUUAUAUGACGGCAUGGAGUGAAGCAGGGUCUGUGUUAUACGCCUCAUUUUAAUGUAUUAUUUAGGAUGUUAAUAAAUGUUGCAAUUGCUAUUUUUUCACAUCUGUAAUAGCGACGACACUUGCACCGUUGUAUAUACGAAUUUGUACAUAAGGCGUGUAUUAAUGAUAAUUAUAGAAAUGAGAUUCAUAUUGAAAGGACUGUCCCGUUUUUACGUUUAUAUUUUAGGUAAAACAAUAAGUAAAAAAUCUCGGGGAAAAAGCGAAUAAACAAAUUGACAGAAGCCUUUGCGUUGUGUAUCUUCUUUCCUUGAAACGCACACGAUACACCUCUCGCCAUUCCUCAUUUUCUCUCGAGCAUUGUAUUUCAAGUGUAGAAAGAACAGAACACUUAAGUUAGCUUAUUCAAUUUCCAUAAUUAUAUAUUUAUUUUACGUGCAGAAAAUAUAACAGUGCAAGGAAUAGAUCUAUUAUCGUAUGUCUGUUAGAUUAUACAGAUAUUGUACAUUGUACAGAUGUCGGUAUUUAUCGUAUGUUAUAUCCCGUGCACCGGCUUCUUAACCUAUAAAAUUGGUCAACUCGCUCGCGAUUAUUGAAACAGUUUUCAAUUUUAUUAAAAAAAAAAAAAAAAAAAUAGGUUAUACGAGUUUUUAUUCGUCAUACAAUUUAAGAAAAGAUACAAGUAAAUUUUGAAAACAUGUUAAACUUGUUUAUCAAAACGGAGAUUUAUCAAGGACUUGCGUGCUUUAUAGCUCCAAAAGCGGAUUGAAGACAUUUUAAAUAUUUACUUCCACAAGAAACCAUCUUUGUUUAGCUUUCAAAAAUUCAAUUGAAUUGAACUGAAGAGAGAUCAAUCGUUGAUGUUUGAUUUUCAACAUGUCAAAAGGACUGUAUUAUAGAAACUGCUUCAGAAAAUGUUUGAUACAACGAAAAUGCACAGACUCUCAGCGGCUUCGAGCUUAUCGUAUGAUCCAUGGAACAAACCCCAGGCUUUUGCACGCAUCUAUGGUUAAUGCAAACACAGCUGAACACACCAUUAUAGAUCAGAAACCAAUAAGGAAUAUUAAAGAUGGUCCAUCCUUGAGGGACUUCUUGAAUCCAUCCAUUAUCGAUAUUCCUGAUGAAGAACCUGUCCCAUAUGUACAAAACAUCCAUGGCAAUAAUCAAAAAGUAUACUUCAAAAUUUAUGGUUGCCAAAUGAAUGAGAAUGAUGCUGAUAUAAUAUGGUCAGUAUUGAAAUCGCAUGGCUACAAGCACACACAAUAUUUGGAGGAUGCUGAUAUUGUGUUGCUCAUCACUUGUGCCAUCAGGGACAAUGCCGAGCAGAAGAUAUGGAAUAAAUUGGAGAAUUUGAAUGGUAUAAGGAAUAAGAUAAAGAGAAUAACGGGAAGAUCUAUGAAGAUUGGUCUCUUAGGAUGCAUGGCAGAACGCUUGAAGACUAAAAUAUUAGACAGGGGAAAGCUUGUAGAUGUAAUAGCCGGACCUGAUAGUUAUAAGGAUUUGCCAAGAUUACUGGCUGUAACAGACAAUGAAACGGCUAUUAAUGUUGUAUUAUCAUUUGAUGAAACAUACGCAGAUGUCACGCCAAUUAGACUUAAUCAGGAUUCUACUGGGGCAUAUGUUUCUAUAAUGAGAGGUUGCGAUAACAUGUGCACUUACUGUAUCGUACCGUUUACAAGAGGUAGAGAGAGAUCCCGACCGGUCGCAAGUAUACUUGAAGAAGUCCGACAGUUAUCGGAUCAAGGCGUAAAGGAAAUAACUCUGCUCGGACAAAACGUGAAUAGUUACAGAGAUUUAUCGAAAUCGGAAUUUGUUUUAUCAGUUAACACAGAUACCCACCUUGCUAAAGGUUUUAAAACAGUUUACAAAAAUAAGAAGGGCGGUUUAAGGUUUAGUGAUCUUUUGGAUCAAGUGUCCUUAAUUAAUCCGGAAAUAAGAAUAAGAUUUACGUCGCCUCAUCCUAAGGACUUUCCCGAUGAGGUGUUGCACCUGAUAGCCGAAAGACCAAACAUUUGUAAGCAGAUUCACUUACCUGCUCAAAGCGGCAACUCUAUAAUUCUGGAGAGAAUGCGAAGAGGGUACACCAGAGAAGCGUAUUUAGACUUGGUGUAUCAUAUACGUGAUAUUCUUCCAAAUAUAAACUUUUCCAGCGAUUUCAUCGCCGGGUUCUGCGGCGAGACCGAGGAACAGUUUCAAGAUACAUUGUCACUAAUAGAAGAAGUUAAAUACAAUUGUGCAUAUUUAUUCGCUUAUAGCAUGCGCGAGAAAACCGCGGCACAUAGGCGAUAUAAGGAUGACGUUGAAUCGUAUAUAAAGAUAGAUCGUGUGAAUCGCAUGAAUGAGCUAUAUAGAAAAGAGGUGGAAAAAUUAAAUAAAGCACAAAUAGGGCAAUAUCAGCUCAUUCUCGUGGAAAGCACGAGCAAAAGAUCCAAUGAAAAGUUACAAGGUAGAAACGACGGCAAUGUAAAAGUUAUAAUACCAUCUAUGGCUAUUCCAAUUGCUCGACACUCGAAUACAACAAGGAAGAUACAAGCUGGCGAUUAUGUUGUCGUACAAAUUGAUAAUGCCAACUCUCAGACUUUACAAGGAAUACCUUUAUACCAUUCUUCAAUUACAGAACAGUCAUUAAACAAGUAAUAAUUAUUGUUAGAUUAUUAUUAUUGUCCUAAUUAGUAAAAAUUAUAAUUAUAUCAAUAAACUAGCACAAAUGUUUUUCAUUAUAAAA
Solenopsis invicta (red fire ant) is the source of this 4285-nucleotide messenger RNA. RefSeq names its product CDK5RAP1-like protein. Lineage: Eukaryota; Metazoa; Arthropoda; Insecta; Hymenoptera; Formicidae. The transcript is spliced from 9 exons. The record is from RefSeq and is a predicted model, not a curated record. Gene Ontology annotation, biological process: negative regulation of cyclin-dependent protein serine/threonine kinase activity; tRNA modification. Gene Ontology annotation, molecular function: tRNA-2-methylthio-N(6)-dimethylallyladenosine(37) synthase activity; 4 iron, 4 sulfur cluster binding. The coding region runs from base 2437 to 4197 and encodes 586 amino acids. Gene Ontology annotation, cellular component: mitochondrion; cytosol.